Messenger RNA from Oncorhynchus tshawytscha (Chinook salmon), 708 nucleotides. RefSeq names its product vegetative cell wall protein gp1-like. The transcript is spliced from 3 exons. The annotation marks the transcript as partial. NCBI's taxonomy places the organism in Eukaryota, Metazoa, Chordata, Actinopteri, Salmoniformes, Salmonidae. The record is from RefSeq and is a predicted model, not a curated record.
CCAUCACCUCCACCAUCACCACCAUCACCCCCAACACCAUCACCUCCACCAUCACCUCCACCCCCAACACCAUCACCUCCACCCCCAACACCAUCACCUCCACCCCCACCACCAUCAGCUCCACCCCCAACACCAUCACCUCCACCAUCACCUCCACCCCCAACACCAUCACCUCCACCAUCACCUCCACCAUCACCUCCAACACCAUCACCUCCACCAUCACCUCCACCCCCACCACCAUCACCUCCACCCCCACCACCAUCACCUCCACCCCCCACACCAUCACCCCCAACACCAUCACCUCCAACACCACCUCCAACCCCAACACUACCACCACCUCAACCAUCACCUCCACCCCCAACACCAUCACCUCCACCAUCACCACCUCCACCACCACCCCACCCUCCACCAUCACCUCCACCCCCAACACCAUCACCUCCACCCCAAACACUACCACCACCUCCACCAUCACCUCCACCAUCACCUCCACCCCCAUCACCUCCACCCCCAAAAACCACCCCCAGGACCAUCACCUCCACCAUCACCCCCACCCCCAACACCAGAACCAUUCAUUUCACCCCCAACGCCAUCAUGUCCACCCCCAACACCAAUCCCAAUAACCACCUCUUCUUGGUAGAAUACCAUAACCCCCAACACCACCUCCACCACAAACUACGGAUGAAAUUCAAAAAACAAAGCCUCUGGUAG